Adelges cooleyi (spruce gall adelgid) is the source of this 790-nucleotide messenger RNA. RefSeq lists its product as uncharacterized. The record is from RefSeq and is a predicted model, not a curated record. Bases 297 to 683 code for a protein of 128 amino acids. NCBI's taxonomy places the organism in Eukaryota, Metazoa, Arthropoda, Insecta, Hemiptera, Adelgidae. The transcript is spliced from 4 exons.
CUCUUUUAUAAUCCAUAACAUGUCCUCAAACAAUUACAAAAAGCCCAAAUUUGAACGAAAUUAUUUUGUAAAUUGAAAAAUUCUUUAAAGAAAUGUGUUAUUUAUUUAUUUGACUUUUAAUAAAGAUGGGUAUGUUCUAAUUUCUUAUAAUGGGUUAAAUAAGAGCUUAAAAAGUUCAGUAGGCUAAGGUGCAGACCAUUUAAAAUAUUCUUCAAUUCUAUGUUAUAAAACAAGCUGUCAUAAUCAUUCGUUUUGUCUCGCAGUUAAUCUUCAGUUAAUAGUUAUAGAACAAUACAAUGUCAUUUAAGUUCUCUUUUAUAUUACUAUCUUUUAUCAUAGCUGCUAAUUCUGUACUUGGAGAAUCUGAAGAUGAAAAUGAAAUCCUUAAAGAUUCUUACGAUGAUUGUAGAAAAUGGUGGAGAAAAUCUCUAGAUAGUACUAUUUCAGUGGGGGAGUUUUGGUUUUAUAUGGGUUACAAUAGUAUGAAUAUCGGUAUCUUAGAAGAUUAUUUCGAUAACAAUCCAACGGCCCGGGAAAAACAAGAAGUUAUAGAUUUAAAUCUAUAUGGCGAACUUUUUAAACACCUUUGCAGCACACUUGGCCAUACUGUAAAAAGCUGCGCAGCACUCAGAAAAAAUGAAGCAGCAUCAAGAUCAAUAGUAGAUGCUGUAAUGUUGAUGUAGGGGUAAUCGUUUAGCGGGUCAUAAAAAAUAUUUUUGUUUUUUAAUGUUAAUAUUACAACACCAAAAUCGCUAUUUUUUCAAAUAAAUAGCCUUUUCUUACAUUUUAA